AUAAAUUGUAAAUGUCUUUGGGAUAUUAUGAUUGGUUGGUGAAAGUGAUUGUUUUAGGUGACUCAGGAGUCGGAAAAACAAAUAUUUUAACAUAAUUUUGUGAUUCAAAAUUUUCUUAAAACUAUACUGCAACAAUAGGAGUAGAUUUUAAAAUUAAGAUUCUUAAUGUACUUUGAUAAUUGAGUAAAAGGUCUAAGAUAAGAAAAUAAAAUUAUAAAUUUGGGAUACAGCUGGAUAGGAGCGUUUUAGAAAUAUUACUUAAACCUAUUAUAAAGGAGCAUAUGGAAUAAUAUUUGUAUAUUCUUUGGUUGAUAGAAACUCUUUUAAUAAUGUAGAAGGUUGGAUAAAAUCGAUUCUUGAGAGUUCAACUGAUGAAGUGUAAGUGUUAUAGAAUAAUAAAAAUAGAUGUUCAAUAUUGGUAGGAAAUAAAUUAGAUUCUUAAGAUAGAAGAGUAUCAACAGCAGAAGGUGAAAAGUUGGCUCAAAAAUAUAAUAUGCCAUUUAUAGAAACAAGUGCUUUAGAGAAUAAGAAUAUACGUACAAACAUGAAUUGUAUACAUUAGAAGAUAUUUUCGAUAGAUUGGGUUAAAAUCUGAAGAUUAGAUUAGAUAAUGAAGGUUAAAAGUUAUCAAACAAUAUGAAUACAUAAUCUGGAUAAUUUAAAUUAAAUCAAGAGACUAACAAAACCUAACAACCGUAAUCCAGUUGUAAUAGCUGUUGAAAGAAGUUGUGAUAAAUUUAUUAGAUAAUUAAUAAUUAAAUGAUAA
This is a messenger RNA of Paramecium sonneborni, 766 nucleotides long. Lineage: Eukaryota; Ciliophora; Oligohymenophorea; Peniculida; Parameciidae. The record is from the annotation of a GenBank genome assembly.